GGUUCUUUGGUUAACUCUCGUAAAUGCAGUUCCCCGACAGAGGGAUCCGUGUAUGUGUUCGCCAUGUCGGAAUGGCGGCACGUGUUAUGCAAAGGACGAAACACAAUUUGUUUGCAAGUGUUCUGAUGGCUUCAUUGGCGAAACCUGCAAUGUCAGAGAACAAAGGGAUCCAUGUAAAUGCUCCCCAUGUAACAAUGGCGGUAUUUGUCAUGUUAAAGACGAAUCCAAUUUCAUUUGUGAGUGUCCAGAUGGUUUCUUAGGACACAAUUGCGACCUCAAAGUACAAAAGGAUCCCUGUUUGUGUUCCCCAUGUAAAAAUGGCGGAACAUGCUUUGCAAAAGACGAAAACAACUUCAUUUGCAGAUGUCCAGAUGGCGUAACAGGAGAAACUUGCAAUGUCAAUGAACAAAGUGAUCCCUGUCUAUGUUCCCCAUGCCAUAACGGUGGCACUUGCCAUGCUAAAGACGAAUCCAAGUUCGUAUGUGAAUGUCCAAAAGGUUUCAUAGGAGAAAUCUGCAACGUCAAAAAGCAAAAGGAUCCUUGUUUAUGUUCCCCCUGUAGCAAUGGCGGAACGUGCUAUGCAAAGGAUGAAAACAACUUCAUUUGCGCGUGCCCACAUGGCCUGACAGGAGAAACCUGCAACGUCAAAGAACAAAGGGAUCCCUGUUUGUGCUCUCCAUGUCAUAACGGUGGCACUUGCUCUGCUGUGGACGAGACACGGUUCCUUUGCAAGUGUCCACAUGGCUUUAUGGGUGACACCUGCAAUGUCAAAGGAUUUUAAAAAAUGCUGGAAGUAUACGAGAAUGAAUAGACCGAAGGAAAAUAGAAAUAUAGAUUCUUGAAAUAAAAAUGUGUGGUGGUCAAAAUGAAGAAUUUAAUAAAAAUUUUGGUACACAUUA
Molecule: messenger RNA, 899 nt
Organism: Saccostrea echinata
Lineage: Eukaryota; Metazoa; Mollusca; Bivalvia; Ostreida; Ostreidae
Product: delta-like protein C
Exons: 8
Coding region: 53-781 (242 amino acids)
Biological process (GO): establishment or maintenance of epithelial cell apical/basal polarity; heterophilic cell-cell adhesion
Cellular component (GO): plasma membrane; protein-containing complex
Molecular function (GO): calcium ion binding
Source: RefSeq, a predicted model, not a curated record